Acyrthosiphon pisum (pea aphid) is the source of this 1773-nucleotide messenger RNA. Its product is annotated as zinc finger MYM-type protein 1-like. The transcript is spliced from 3 exons. Bases 1 to 1773 code for a protein of 590 amino acids. The record is from RefSeq and is a predicted model, not a curated record. NCBI's taxonomy places the organism in Eukaryota, Metazoa, Arthropoda, Insecta, Hemiptera, Aphididae.
AUGAAUGCAAAUGUAAACAAUAUUUAUAAAAAGAGGAAUUAUGUACAAGCACAAGACACCAGUAAUUAUUCAUUUGACUUGGAAGAUCCAGCAACUUGGCCAUCAGUUAUAGAUAGGAAGUAUCGUUUGUGUAUUAUAAAAAAGGGGGCAAUUCAAGUCAAAAAUUUUAAAUUUCCAAUGAAUGAUGAACAAAGAUCAUUCUCUGAAAAAUAUUAUUACAAGACCAUGUCAAAUGGUGAAAAGGUAGUAAGGCCAUGGCUUAUAUAUUCAACAAAAAUGAAUGUUGUAUUUUGUUUUUCGUGUCGAUUGUUCCCAAAUUCUAAGAACAAAACUAGUUUUACUGAUGGUUUCAAUGACUGGAAACAUUUAUCUGAACGAAUAAAAAGCCACGAUUCUUCAAUUUAUCAUAAAAAGUCUAAUCAAGAAUGGUUAGAAUUAUCAUGGCGUAUAGAUAGCGGUACAACUUUAGAUUGUGAACUUCAAAAAGAAAUUCAAACUGAAAAAGGUCGUUGGAGAACAGUACUGAAAAGAAUAAUAGCUUGUAUUAUUUAUCUUGCUCAACAAAAUGACGCAUUCAGGGGACAAAAUUGUACCAUUUAUACAGAACAAAAUGGUAAAUUUCUUAAACUUAUUGAAAUGAUAGCAAUUUUUGAUAACCCUAUGGCUGAACACUUGAGAAAAAUAAAGAAUAAAGAAAUCCAUCAACAUUAUUUGGGACCCAGGAUACAAACGGAAUUAAUACACUUGAUUGGGAAUAAAAUAAGAACAGAAAUUGUAACACGUAUUAAAGCAGCAAAAUAUUACACUAUUAUGCUUGAUGCAACUCCUGAUGCAUCUCACAAGGAACAGUUAACGUUAAUAAUCAGAAUUGUACAGAUAACUAAAACUACUAAUAAUGUUGUGGUUUCGGUGGAUGAAUAUUUUAUAAACUUUUUACAUAUAACUCUUAAAACAGGAUUAGGAUUGUUUGAUGUUUUAAAGCAAGAGUUAUCAAAUUUAGGUAUAUGUUUAUCAAAUUGUCGUGGCCAAGGCUAUGACAAUGGUGCAAAUAUGGUUGGACAUAAACAAGGUGUACAGGCUAGAAUUUUAAAUGAUAAUCCUAGAGCUUUGUUCUUGCCAUGUUGUGCUCAUUCAUUAAACCUCCUAUUAGGAGAUAUGGCAAAUUGCAUACCACGAGCUAUGACCUUUUUUGGAGUGAUCCAAAGAUUGUACACUUUAUUUUCUGCUUCUACAGAGCGUUGGGAAAUUUUAAACAAACAUUUAAAAUGUUUAACUUUGAAACCGUUGUCUGAGACUCGAUGGGAGUGCCGAUUAGAAUCUGUAAAGGCAGUGAAAAUGCAACUUAAAGAAAUAAAUAAUGCUUUGAUAGAAGUAAGUGAAUCUACAAAAAUACCAGCAAUUAAAAGUGAAGCUAUUUCUCUUGCUGAACAUGAAAUGUCUUAUGAGUUUGUACUAAGUUCAGUAAUAUGGUAUAAUUUAUUAAAUAAUAUUAAUAAAGUAAGCAAAACUCUGCAAAAUGAAAAAAUUUCAAUUGAUUUUGCUGUCAAUAAUUUGAAAGGCCUGAAACAGUUUUUAAAUAAGUAUCGUGAAAAUGGAUUUAAUGAAGCAAAAGAAGAAGAUAUUCAUAUUUGCAAACAAAUUGAUAUAAAACCAGAGUUUAAAUCUAAAAGAAAAAGUUUAAAGAAACGAAUGUUUAGUUAUGAAAGCUCUCCUAUAUUAUGCUCAACAAAUGGAGAAGAAUGUUUUGUGAAUGAUUUUUUUUUACCAAUUUAG